AUGAAGGGACUCCUUGGACUUCUGUUGGCCGCCGUCGCGGUCGCGGCCCAGGACUGCAAAUGCCUGCCUGACGACUCCUGCUGGCCUUCCAUCUCUCAAUGGGAGGCACUCAACUCGACCGUUAGCGGUCACCUUGUGGCGACUGUUCCACUGGGCUCGCCUUGCCAUGAACCCGACUACGACAGCGAGAAGUGCGCCUAUCUCCAGAGUGAGUGGCAGUAUGCUGGAAUUCAUAUGGACGACUCGUCCUCGGUCAUGGCUCCCUUCUUCGCGAACCAGAGCUGUGAUCCUUUUCAGCCUCAGAGUCGGACCUGCGAGCUGGGCAAUUACGUGGUCUACUCGGUGCGCGCAGAGUCAGCCGCGGAUGUCCAGGCUGCCAUUGCCUUUGCCCAGGAGCACAGCAUCCGCUUUGUCAUUCGGAACACCGGCCACGACUAUAACGGCCGAUCCACCGGCGCAGGCGCUCUGUCUGUCUGGACUCACCAUAUGAAGGACAUUGAGAUCCUAGACCGGACCGACGGUAAAGCGCUCAAGGUCGGCGCCGGUGUCCAAGGAUUCGAGGCCGUCGACGCGGCUCAUGAAGCCGGUCUUGUUGUUGUCGGUGGCGAGUGCCCUACUGUUGGCUUGGCAGGAGGCUACACCCAAGGCGGCGGCCACUCGGCGCUGUCGACCUCCUUUGGCCUCUCUGCUGACAAUGUCCUUGAAUGGGAGGUCGUCACUGCCGCCGGGGAGAUUGUCAAGGCCAACUGCGAGGAGAAUGCAGAUCUCUACUGGGCCCUUAGCGGAGGAGGUGGCGGUAACUGGGGUGUCGUGACCUCCAUGACCGUCAAGGCCCAUGCGGAUGCUGCUUGCAGCGGCGCCUCAGUUGUUAUCAUGUCUGCCGAGAAUGAGGCGACUGCCUUUUACAAGGCCAUUGAUGCGUUCCACGAGGAGCUGGCUGACAUGGUAGAUGCUGGCGCCCUUGUCAUCUACUACUUCUCCGCCGACUUUUUCCAAAUCGCCCCUCUCACUGCCUACGAUCAGACCGAGGCCGACGUGCGCAACAUGCUCUCGCCUUUCAUCCGCCGCCUGACGAGUCUCGGCAUCACCUACACAGAGACGUAUUCGGAGGCGCCCGACUACCGAACCCACUUUGAUCAGUACUUUGGACCUCUGCCCUUGGGCAACAUCCAGGUCGGCAUCGCGCAGUAUGGCGGCCGUCUCAUCCCCCGUGACUCGAUCAACAACAUCACCUCAUUCACUCGCCUCAUCGGUUCUACUCCCGGUGCCAUCUUUAUCGGCGUGGGCACCGACGUGAGCCCCUUCGCCGCCGGCAAAAGCAACUCUGUGCUCCCCGCCUGGCGCGACGCUCUCGUCCACGCGACCCUAACAACCCCCUGGGACUUUAAGGCUCCUUGGGAGGACAUGAUUGCCAAUCAAGCGCUCAUGACGAACGAGCUCAUGCCCGCAAUCGAGGCACUCACGCCGGGCAGCGGUGCGUACAUGAACGAGGCCGACUUUCGCCAGCCAAACUUCCAGAGGGAAUUUUUCGGGAGAAACUACCGCCAACUGAGCUGCAUCAAGAGCAAGUGGGACCCCGAGGGCUUCUUCUACGCUUUGAAUGGCGUCGGGAGCGAGGAGUGGACAGUCUCCAUUGAUGGUCCUUCCCCCAGCACACCCAUAGACCCGUUUACAACGCCCGAGUACAUUGCCAGGAAAACCUGGACAACCUUGCUGCAGCAGCCCGCCACCCCUGACCCUGUCCUUUCACGACAACCUGCCAACGAUGCCGCAUCGGGCGAUCAGCCCCAGGUCGUGGAGAGUCACGAGGAAGAACAUCCAACAGCUAGCCAUGCACUCGCCGAGGAGGCACUUUCGACAGAGACGGAAGAGCAAGGCGUUAGCCAGGUGGACCAUGACCACACAGAGGUGAAGAAUCUGGGAUGGAAUGAUGAGGGCACCCCAAAGCCUCUGGUGGGGGGGAUUGCGAAUGAGGAGCUGUGGACGCUGAUGCGACGAUUCAACAAGCAAGUAUUCCAUGUCAAAAGUAUCGAGGAGCCACCCUUGGCCAGCUUGGACAUGAACAUUGCAGAAGGCGAGGAGUUCUCACCCGAGAAGCUGAGAGCGCAGCUGGAGAGGAUGUACAUGGUCAUCCUUGUCAGCCUGCUCUCGUUCUGGAAUCACAUUGUCCGACUCAGAUCGUGGCCGCCGCCAUCUCUCAUCGACUCGAAGACGGGGGGCCUACAGAAGCCGCCCGCCGGCGUUCUGGGUUCCGAUGACUCUGUGACUGGCGCUCCGGAAAAGCAUGAAGGCGAAGCCGUGGAGCAAGAGGCGCACAGUUUUGUCACCAGUAUCUCUACUUUGGUGAUCAGCACCGCAGCAGGCAAACACCCGCAAGGCGAUCCUGAGCACGACAAGAGCACCAACACUCCCGACCCUACUGACAUUACGGCUGAUGUCGCGCACGCAAAGGACAAGUCCGAUGGCAAUGAACCGACUCACGAGCACGACCGCACAAAGGAACCUGUGUCGAGGGCUGUCUGGAGCAAGGCAAGGCCAGUGAUGCACGCCAUGGCAGACUUUGUCGACACUUGGGAGCGCUUUGGCAAUGCUCUGGAUGCAACGCCUCCUUUCCCAUGUCAGAGACCGCGUCUGACCCUUGCCGCGUGCUUACUGCCUGUGCUCGUCGGAUCGUACUUGACCACGUCGUACAUCCUCCUCAAGGGGAUGGGCUUCGCCGUCGGGUUCGGAUUCUUCGGCGAUCCGGUCAUGACACCUGCCAUACAAUUUUUACACGACAAGGUUCCUAACUGGCCGAAGUACUUGGAACUGCGCCACACCGUUCUGCGCGGCAUUCCGACUAAUGUCCAACUCGUCGUCACUCUUUUGCGCAUUGGCGAGAAGAACCAAGCUCCGAUCCCACCUCCUCCCUCGUCCGAUGUACCCCCUCCUGUCGAGGCUCAUCCGACCGCUGGGCAGGAUCUCGAUCAUCUAGCGGUCACCGAAGAGGAGUUGGAUGACGCCGUGAAACCAAGCGAGAGUCCACCGGAGGAGGACGCCAACGAAGGUGCCGUCGCCGGUGCCGAUGCCUAUGACGACCUGGGCAAGCAGAAGCCCAAAAAGGGGCGUCGGAUUUUGAACCUUUUCAAGGGUACUGCCAAGGGCGGCAUCCAAACAGCCCUGACAGCCGACAAGGCGAAAGCCAAGGUGGGCGCCAAACACGCCAAGAACCGUCUUGGUGCUGUCAGGGGCCCCAACCCGUGGCCUCCCAGGGGCCCAGUCACCUUCCCUGCUCGGUGCAGAGGUAAGAAGGGACAUGCGUACAUCACAUCAAGCGCGACAACGCCAGCUCUCAGCUGGACGGCGAGCAUUGACGACGUCAACCCAGCGUGGACGGUCGCCAUCGCCGACAUCUCGGAGCUCAAGAAGAUGGGCGGUCUGGGCUGGAAGAGCAAGCUGAUGGUCGGUUGGGCCACGGGCAAGGAGGUUGUGGAUGGCAUAAUCAUCCGAACCAAGUCGGGCGAGGAAUUCCAACUGACGGCCGUCACGAUACGAGACGACCUUUUCAACCGUAUCAUUGCCAUGGGAAGCCAAAUGUGGGAGGCGCGGUGA
This is a messenger RNA of Emericellopsis cladophorae, 3591 nucleotides long. RefSeq lists its product as uncharacterized. Gene Ontology annotation, molecular function: oxidoreductase activity; FAD binding. NCBI's taxonomy places the organism in Eukaryota, Fungi, Ascomycota, Sordariomycetes, Hypocreales, Bionectriaceae. The coding region runs from base 1 to 3591 and encodes 1196 amino acids. The transcript has 7 exons. The record is from RefSeq and is a predicted model, not a curated record.